UUGUUCAGAUCUGAUCGUCUCAACCGAACAAAUAGUAUUGGGAAUGAUUUAGAAAAGAACCAAGUUGCUUCUUCAAGAAAUGUUCAAGUUCAAGAUCACAUAGAUGCUGUGAGCAGUAUUCUUGUUAAUGAGAAUCAUUAUUCAAGAUUCGUAGCUUUAGAUGGAUGUAGUUGCAGUUGCAGUUGCAGUUGCAGUGCAGCUUCUCAGCUUCUUAAUGAUCGUUGGACAGCUGCAAUACAGUCCUACAAUAACUCCAAAGAUUCAUCUGAAAAGCUAGGUAUGUAUUCGGGUGGAACAUCAGUAUGGACUCAUUUCAGACUCCCUCAUCAGAUUAUGUCCAAAGAUUCUCUGUUAGCUUUGGUUACAACAAUAACUUUCUCCAGGAGACUGAAUUUCCUUCACACUGUUAUACAUGACGUGUAUUGGUUGUCCUGCAUUGCUGCUGUUCCCUCUGAUUUCGAUUUCAUUUACUUUCGCAGACGAAACAGUGCCAAGAAUCAAAGUUAACUGCCACUGAAUAUAAGGUAAUGCGAUUAAUUGAAUUUGUUCAUGAUUUAAUUUAA
Molecule: messenger RNA, 563 nt
Organism: Lotus japonicus
Lineage: Eukaryota; Viridiplantae; Streptophyta; Magnoliopsida; Fabales; Fabaceae
Exons: 1
Source: RefSeq, a predicted model, not a curated record